CGUACUCGCGCCAACCCGUGCGCCACUCAGUGCUAUGCCGCUGCCGUUCGCGCCACUGCCUGCCAAAUCGAAAACAAAAACCUGAUGAGAUAUGAGAAUACUUCCCGUGGUCCUCUUGGUUUGGAUAGGCAGCCUUACAAACAAUGCUGAAACAAAAUGGAUUCCAAACUUCUUUAUACCAGAAGAGGUGCAAACUAUUUUACAACUUGCAUACUCGAAGUUGCCUCCAACAAAAAUAGGUUCAGAUAAGAGGUUUGGAGUUGGUUUUCGUCUCGGGAAGAAUGCAGACGCUCAAAUUCUCGUAGAGCUUGGUCCUCAGUCUGAAACACAGCCUCUGGAAGAACACAGCAAUGACUUCAGUAAACGUCAGAGCAGACAAAACCCUCUCACAGACUACAAGAAAAGAAACGAAAUAUUCACCGAACAAAAGAGCAACCAUACAAAGAAGAUUAAAAGAAACCAAAACAAAACAACCAAUCAGAAGCGAGCUAUACCCACUUCAAGCGUAGAAAACGGACAUGAUUCUAGUGUGAAACAAAGAACUCCGCAAAACUAUGAAUCUUUUGGAGACAUUUUUAUGAGAUGGUUCCGAUGGCUUUUACAACCAAGAGCGGAAAAUGUUAAAAACGUGCCCAAAGAAAAGCGGGAUAGUAAUGUAAAAAGUGUAAAGAUAAAAGAUGAUUUUAAUGUAAAGUCAACAAAUGGAAGGAAUUUAAGCCAAAGUAUUUUGUAAUAAAAUAAAAAUAUUU
This is a messenger RNA of Macrosteles quadrilineatus (aster leafhopper), 749 nucleotides long. RefSeq lists its product as uncharacterized. The record is from RefSeq and is a predicted model, not a curated record. Bases 92 to 733 code for a protein of 213 amino acids. The transcript is spliced from 4 exons. NCBI's taxonomy places the organism in Eukaryota, Metazoa, Arthropoda, Insecta, Hemiptera, Cicadellidae.